This is a messenger RNA of Sorex araneus (European shrew), 2622 nucleotides long. It is a transcript of the gene MUSK, whose product is annotated as muscle associated receptor tyrosine kinase. The transcript has 15 exons. The coding region runs from base 1 to 2622 and encodes 873 amino acids. Gene Ontology annotation, molecular function: ATP binding; transmembrane receptor protein tyrosine kinase activity; protein binding. The record is from RefSeq and is a predicted model, not a curated record. Lineage: Eukaryota; Metazoa; Chordata; Mammalia; Eulipotyphla; Soricidae. Gene Ontology annotation, cellular component: signaling receptor complex. Gene Ontology annotation, biological process: multicellular organism development; cell surface receptor protein tyrosine kinase signaling pathway; positive regulation of kinase activity.
AUGAGAGAGUUCGUCAACAUUCCACUGGUACAUAUUCUUACUCUGGUUGCCUUCAGCGGGACUGAGAAACUUCCAAAAGCCCCUGUCAUCACCACUCCUCUUGAAACAGUGGACGCUCUAGUUGAAGAGGUGGCUACUUUUAUGUGUGCAGUGGAAUCCUAUCCCCAGCCUGAAAUUUCCUGGACUCGAAAUAAAAUUCUCAUUAAGCUCUUUGAUACCCGGUACAGCAUUCGGGAGAAUGGGCAGCUCCUCACCAUCCUAAGCGUGGAAGACAGCGAUGACGGCAUUUACUGCUGCAUAGCGAACAAUGGUGUCGGAGGCGCUGCGGAGAGUUGUGGAGCUCUGCAAGUGAAAAUGAAACCUAAAAUAACUCGUCCUCCCAUAAACGUAAAAAUAAUAGAAGGAUUAAAAGCAGUUCUACCAUGUACAACAAUGGGCAAUCCCAAACCUUCAGUUUCCUGGAUUAAGGGGGAGAGCACUCUCAGGGAAAAUUCUCGAAUUGCAGUUCUUGAAUCUGGGAGUUUAAGGAUUCAUAAUGUGCAAAAGGAAGAUGCGGGACAUUACAGAUGUGUGGCCAAAAACAGCCUGGGUACAGCAUAUUCCAAAGUGGUCAAACUGGAAGUUGAGGAAGAGAGUGAACCUGAGCAAGAUACUAAAGUUUUUGCAAGAAUCCUGCGAGCUCCUGAAUCCCACAAUGUCACCUUUGGCUCCUUUGUGACGCUACGUUGUACAGCAACAGGCAUCCCUGUCCCCACCGUCACCUGGAUUGAAAAUGGAAUUGCUGUUUCUUCUGGGUCCAUUCAAGAAAGCGUAAAAGACCGAGUUAUUGACUCAAGACUGCAGCUCUUUAUCACCAAGCCAGGACUGUACACAUGUAUAGCUACAAAUAAGCAUGGAGAAAAAUUCACUACUGCAAAGGCAGCAGCCACCAUCAGCAUAGCAGAAUGGAGCAAACCACAGAGAGAUAAUAAAGGCUACUGUGCCCAGUACAGAGGGGAGGUGUGUAAUGCCGUCCUGGCAAAAGAUGCUCUUGUUUUCUACAACAACUCCUAUGGGGAACCUGAGGAGGCCCAGGAAUUACUUGUCCACACUGCCUGGAACGAGUUGAAAGCAGUGAGUCCAUUUUGCCGGCCAGCUGCCGAGGCUUUGCUGUGUCAUCACAUCUUCCAAGGUUGCAACCCGGAAGAAAUGCCUACUCCUAUCCCCAUUUGCAGAGAAUAUUGCUUGGCAGUCAAGGAGCUUUUCUGUGCAAAAGAAUGGCUGGCGAUGGAAGAUAAAAGCCACCGAGGACCCUACAGAUCCGGGAUAUAUCCCCUCUCCCUGCCAGAAUGCAACAAGCUUCCCAGCAUGCACUGGGAACCCCUGGCCUGUACCAGACUGCCUUAUUUAGCAUUCCCACCAAUUACAUCCUCAAAGCCAGGAGUGGACAUUCCAAAUAUGCCUUCUUCCUCCACCUCCUCCUUUUCAGUCUCACCGGCAUACUCCAUGACUGUAAUCAUCUCCAUCAUGUCCAGCUUUGCAAUAUUUGUGCUUCUGACCAUAACUACACUUUAUUGCUGUCGAAGACGAAAGCAAUGGAAAAAUAAGAAAAGAGAAUCAGCAGCAGUAACCCUCACUACACUUCCUUCUGAGCUCUUGCUAGACAGACUUCAUCCCAACCCCAUGUACCAGAGGAUGCCGCUCCUUCUGAAUCCCAAACUGAUCACCCUGGAGUAUCCGAGGAAUAACAUUGAGUAUGUGAGGGACAUUGGAGAGGGCGCAUUUGGACGAGUCUUUCAAGCAAGGGCUCCAGGCUUGCUGCCCUAUGAACCUUUCACUAUGGUGGCAGUGAAAAUGCUCAAAGAAGAAGCCUCUGCAGACAUGCAAGCUGACUUUCAGAGGGAGGCAGCCCUGAUGGCAGAAUUUGAUAACCCUAAUAUUGUGAAGCUCUUAGGCGUGUGCGCCGUGGGGAAACCCAUGUGCCUGCUCUUUGAAUACAUGGCCUACGGCGACCUCAACGAGUUCCUGCGCAGCAUGGACCCCCAGCAGAGCGCCUGCACCCUCAGCCACAGCGACCUGUCGGCGGGCACGCCGCAGCCCUCCAGCCCCGCGCCGCCGCCGCUGACCUGCGCCGAGCAGCUGGGCAUCGCCCGGCAGGUGGCCGCGGGCAUGGCUUACCUGUCGGAGCGCAAGUUCGUGCACCGGGACCUGGCCACCAGGAACUGCCUGGUGGGGGAGAACAUGGUGGUGAAAAUCGCUGACUUUGGCCUCUCCAGGAACAUUUACUCCGCCGACUACUACAAAGCCAACGAGAACGACGCGAUCCCCAUCCGCUGGAUGCCCCCCGAGUCCAUUUUCUACAACCGCUACACCACCGAGUCGGACGUGUGGGCCUACGGGGUGGUCCUGUGGGAGAUCUUCUCCUACGGGCUGCAGCCCUACUACGGGAUGGCGCACGAGGAGGUCAUCUUCUACGUGCGGGACGGCAACAUCCUGGCCUGCCCCGAGAACUGCCCCCUGGAGCUCUACAACCUCAUGCGCCUGUGCUGGAGCAGGCUGCCCUCCGACCGGCCCAGCUUCGCCAGCAUUCACCGCAUCCUGGAACGCAUGUGUCAGCGGGCCGAGGGUGCCGUGGGGGUCUGA